Messenger RNA from Saccoglossus kowalevskii, 966 nucleotides. RefSeq lists its product as uncharacterized. The record is from RefSeq and is a predicted model, not a curated record. Lineage: Eukaryota; Metazoa; Hemichordata; Enteropneusta; Harrimaniidae.
CAUAAGUUGUACCUAGUAUUUGUAUUUGACUUGUUGUAAAACAAUGACGACUUUGCUGAACUUGAACGUGAACACGAAAUUAAUGCUUGGCGUGUGUCCAAUGCUGGAGUUUUACAGCAACCCUCCGCCAGCGUUAUUCCAAGGUAAAUAGAAAACGGUAUCAAGCGAAUUUAUCAAAAUGACGACAGAAUGAACGUAUUUAUCCAGUCACCGGGUUAUCAAGGAUAUUUUCCAAACACAAAUGGCGGAGUAAUAACUGUUGAGAAAUACGAAGAACUUGAAGCGUGGGCUGAGAUGUUAUUAUCGAAACCAAGUCUACUAGAUGUACAUUGCAGACGCGCAAACACGAAAAACGACAAUUCAGAAGCUGACCAAAUCAUUCGGGAUGGUUAUUUUGCGGUGAUAGUGAAUCCAAACAAUCCACAAAUCAAAGGUCAGAUAGAGAAAGCACUCGAUGAAGCUAGGAGCGCUAUGAAAGCUGGCAAAAAAUUUGUCCUCACGUUUGACGUCAGGAACGCGAUCAGUGAUUGGUUUAUACAAAAUGUCAAAGCAGAUGUCAGAUGUCAGUAUGGCCGCCUUUUUGUCACGAAUCAUUAUGUUUAUCAAGAUAUUGAAGACAAAUUCUGUGGAACAACUGUUGAGAAAAUCGUCUGCUGUGGUUGUUUUCUCUGUGCUUGUUGUUUAUACACGUUUCACAGACUGAUACUUUGUUCCAAUAUAUCGGUAGAUGUGACGGGACAAGUUAUUCAAAUUAAUCUUGAGCCAGAGAAUACAACUGUAAUAGGCGAUUCCACUGUAAGUGACGUAAACGGAAAAAGUUCGUUCUUAAAGCAUCAAGCAUCUGUAAAAACAACGCAGGUCUUAUCGGUUCCACUUCAUGUUCCCAAGCCAGAAGAUGGAGAUACUAUUGACGGCAACGCAUCUCUAACCACGGACGAUAGUGUGAACCUGGUCAUGGAUGCUUAG